Molecule: messenger RNA, 14184 nt
Organism: Salpingoeca rosetta
Lineage: Eukaryota; Choanoflagellata; Craspedida; Salpingoecidae
Product: wnt inhibitory factor 1
Exons: 16
Coding region: 1-14184 (4727 amino acids)
Molecular function (GO): protein binding; calcium ion binding
Source: RefSeq, a predicted model, not a curated record
AUGCGUUAUUUCCCGCCCGCGUCGGGGACCGUGUAUGUGUUUGGCGGCCACAGCUUUGGAGAAUUCUUCGGCGACCUCCUCGCCCUCAACCUGGACACGAUGGUAUGGACGAGCGUGUGGCAGCCGCCGUCACCGCAAUUGUCAUCAGGAGCAGUGGAUGCCUUCCCGUCUCCACGCCACUCUGCCACCCUGUCGCUGUAUGCGGGGGUGCUGGUGCUGGUGGGCGGUGUGACGGAGCACGGCAUCAGCAGCGACAUCUGGCUGUUCAACACCACCGCCCCCAGUGCCGGGUGGAUGCAGGUGGUGCCAACGGAGGUGUGCGUGAGCACAUGUCCUCUUGGCGCCGUUUACCGCAACGCGCGCUGCGUUGUUGAUCCAGAUGCACCCACGAAUGGCGAUGGUGAUGGCGAUGACGGGUCGCCAUCGGCCACAACAACUGCACCAGCACCGGCAACGUCACUGGAACCUGGCACGGGCAAUGCCACCGCAUCGGCCACAAUGACAGCCGCCACAUCAGCAGCAACAGCAAUGACACCCGCCGCGCCAUCGCCCACGGCAACAACAGCAGCGCCCGGCCCCUCCUCCACCAGCACCGCGCCACGGAUGGUGUGUGAGCGAGGCACGCUGCCGCCGCUGGCAGACCACACGGCGACGGUGGUUGGCGACUUCAUCUUCCUGAUUGGCGGGCGUGCUCCGGACGAUGAGUUCAGUGGUGUGAUGCACCGCCUCAACAUGCAGGCGCCGCCGCCGCCAACACACACGCACGCAUCAACCAGCCACGACAGCACGAACACCACGAACAGCACCAGCAUUGCCAACCAUACUACAACCACCAUCACCACCACCAUUACAACAACCACGACCACAACCACGACCACCACCGGUCCUGCUUCGUCUUCGGCAUUUGCCGGGCUGCAUGUUGGUGUGGAGCGCAUCCCUGUGGCAAAACCGCUGUUUCUGGAGGUUGUUGGCCACACGAGCGUGUACCAUCCGCCCACCGACAGCAUAUACGUGUUUGGCGGGUUUAAGCCGUAUCACGCCCGCUACGCAGACGAGCGUGAUGCCCUGUACAUCUUCCACGUCGCCGAGCUGGCCUGGUCAACGCCGCGCACGCCUCGCGGGAAUGCCCCACCCGGCCUGGCCUUCCACACAGCAACACUGUUGGACGACACGAUGGUGCUGUAUGGUGGCACACACCACGUCCAUUACGAAGAGGAGAUUUGCUACAGCAACCACAUGCACGUGUACCACUUUCGCUGCAACGCCUGGUCGCUCGAGACAGACGUCACUGACCAAGGCAUCACGCGAGGACGACAGGGCCACGCCGCUGUUGCUGCCGACAGCAACACGCUGGUGGUGGUGGGCGGCUUCGACGGGCGCACGCGUGGGGACGUGCUGCUGGUGCGGGGAUCGCCUGGCUGGUGCUCUGCCCACGCGGACGAGGACAGCUGCAUUGCCACGACUGCUUGCGGUGCAUGCGUGCAGCCCGCGGGCACUGGCGGUGAUGACAGCGGCGCUGUCAUGCGCGCGUUUGUUGAGCUGCACAACUCCACGCUUGCGCCGUCGCCAUGGCUGGUGCGUGCGAGUGAGGCUGCAGCAGCAACAGCGCCUGCAACAGCACUUGCCGUUGCCAGUCACUACGCUGCGAGCGUCACAGCAGCGCACGUGAUGACAGCAGCCAACGUCGUCGCCUGUCUCAAAGCGUGCGCUGACCUCGGCGAUGCAUGUGUCGGUGUCAGCGUUGAGCAGCUCAGCGAUGGCACUGUCAACUGCACGCUGGCAUCUGUUUCCACCAAGUGCGCCCCGUUUGCCGGUGCCAGUGUGCUGUUUCGCCCCUCCACGCCACAGGCGGACGCCUUUGUUGUCUACGAGAAGCGCACGCUAGCUGCUGCACCCUGCGCUCUCCAUCAGCCCAUUCUCCAGGCCCUCGAGGACCACCUUCGCGAUGCGCAGCAGCACCAACUCCUGUACCAGCGCUGCCUGUCGGUGUCUGCCACAGGACCACACUGCACGUGUGCGCCAAACGCGGCUCGCAACACGUCCCUGUCGUCCCUGCAGUGUUACCCCACGACCAACUGCUCGUCCACAGACCCAGCGCCGUCUUCGCCUGUGCCUUGUCCUCCCACAAGCAACGCCACCAGCCAGCAGCAAGAGCAGCAACAACAACCACGGUGCUUUGGUGCAGACGCCCCGUAUCUGCUGCACAUCACCCCAGGCAACAGCAGCGCCGCGUUUGCAUGUGUCUCUGCUCGCGACUGCAUUGCACUACGCGGCGUUCCAACACCAGCAGCACAACCAGCAGAUGCGAGAACACAGCCCGACUUGUGCGCGUUUGACAGCAUCUCCCCAUACCCAGCGCUCAUCGGGUCAUCGUCGUCACCAUCGUCGUCACCAUCGUCGUCACCAUCUCCAGCAUCAACCCUCACGUCAUCAGCCGCCCCGCCCACCACGACAGCAGCGGGUACCAGCAUGGGCAUGAUCGACGACAACACCAUGCUUCCUUUCUGUUUCGCUGACCCAACAACAGCCGGCCAGCUCUUCCGCAACCAGUCUGACUUCCACACCACCCUGCUCACCGCCGAUGACCCUCCCACCCUCUCCGCCACAGUUGCGUUUGUGCCAGCGUUUGACCCCCUGCUUGCCAUCGCCGACACGCCUGCUGCUGUAGCUGGUGCUGUGCCGGACGCGCGCCACGGCGACUGCUACGUGAGCGCCAUGGCCACGCAGCCGCUGUGGUCGGCAACGCUCGCUGCGCCAACACCCAUCGCAACGGUGGUUGUGCAGGGCAGCACGCCUUCGUGCUUUGACGCACCAGGAGCAGGGCCCGCAGCGCAGCAGCUGUGCAUCCCUGAAACGCAGGAUGUGCGCGUGGUGGUUGGCACCGAUCCCACACACGUGCUUGCAGGCAAGACCUGCGGCUCUGUUCGCCUGAACGGUGGCCAGCCGGCAACAGUGUCGUGCGGCGGCGAGGUGGCCAGCGUCAUCAUCGUCCUCGCUCAGGCCGGCCCCACCAUGCUCACGCUGUGCUCCGUACGCGCGUUUGCUGCAUCAGACGCCGCCGCUGUUGAGGAUGGGGUUGCAUGCGGCAGCCGUGGCGAUGGCGUGUGGAUGUCGGGUGCCUGCACGUCGCACUGCAACGCCCACCGACAGUGCUCGGAGUGCGCUGCUGAUGACCUCUGCGUGUGGUGUCACGGCACGAGCACGUGCGUGUCGCUCUUUGCGGACUCUGGCGCCGCGUUGGACGAGGAGGAUGCGUGCCCGACCGCCAUGGAUGUGCCCGUCACGUCCACAUCGCAGUGCCACCUGCACCGCCCGACCACGGGCAUCACGCGGGAGCAGUUCUUUGAUCUGCGCGGGUCCUGGACCCUGCACGGCUUCCGAACGUCGUUUGAGUUCCAGCACAGCUUCCCCUCCACGUCCCAAAUUAUCACCUCCUCCUUUGCCGUCAGCGACACGGAUGAGAACUUUGGCGAGCGCAUCCACGGCUACUUUGUGCCUGCAGCAACAGACACCUACCGCUUCUACAUCCGCAGUCGGCAGGGCUACUAUGCUGAGCUGUUUCUCAACACCAACGCCUCCGCGGUGGAUCCCGCGUCAACUGCAGUCAUCGUCGCCCGCCAGUCACCAACAUCCUCGCGGCCACAACAGUCGUUUACAGACAGCAGCGUGCAGUCGCUUGCGGCAGUGCACCUCAGCAAGGGCGCCCGCUACUACAUUGCCUCGCACGUGUUUGUGUACAGCCGCAGCUCGUUUGGCCGGCACGAGGUUGCCGUUGCUGCCAAACGCGCGAGCGAUCCAACGGGCGUGAGCGACGCAGACAUCAUCCCAGGCGCACGCCUGCGCCCCUUUGAGGCGGAUGUGUGCAGCAGCAUCGACAACUGCUUUGGUUGCACGGCCGCUGCCAACUGCGGGUGGUGUGGGAACACGUGCAUGCCCCUGGAUCGCGUGUCCCCCAGCACCUGCACCUCGUUUGCGUACACGGACGACCAGUGCGCACAGUGCAAUGAGUUUACGGACUGUGACGAGUGCAUCGCCACAGCGCACUGCGAGUGGAUCCUGUACGCGUGCCGCCGCGUCUCUGGACAUUCGCUGGCGGUCACCGCCACAAACGACCUGUCGUGUCCGGUGCCAUGCACGGAGCGCACGUCAUGCGCAACGUGCACGGACAGCCAGAGCUGUGGGUGGUGCGCCUCCACCAACACGUGCUUUGACUUCAAUGGCUACCUCACCCGCUUUGCAGAUGGCGAGUGCGAGUCUUGGCACACGUCGGCGUCCACCUGCCCAGAUUGUAGCGCACACACCACGUGCACGUCCUGUGUUGCUGACUUUCAGUGCGGCUGGCUGUACGCCCACGACAACGCGGCCGUCGGCGCGUGUAUUUCCGGCGACUUUGCUGGCCCCUUCAAUCGCAGCGCUGCCGCCGUGCCGGAGUCGCUGCUUGAGGCCAUUGCCAACACAUCCCAGCUCUUCAGCCCCCACAACACCUCCUCAUCUUCGACAGUAAUUAGUCCUGCCAACAGCACCAACAGCACCAGCGACACCACGAGGGCAGCGGCAGACAUGUACCCGCUGGCAUAUGUGUACGACACGUGCCCCGAUGUGGACGAGUGCCGAUUUGAGUACGACGACUGCCCGGGCAACGCCACGUGCGUUGAUGAGCCGAGUGGGGAGCACCUGCGCAGCUACCGGUGCGAGUGCAACCCCGGGUAUGCAGCAACAACGGCGGGCACGGGCGAAGGAGGUGGCGGACAGGGCCUGAUGUGCACGCCCAUGUGCCCUGGCUGUGUGCAGGGCGACUGCAUUGCGCCCAACACGUGUCAGUGCCACCGCUUCUUUUCCGGUGCAAACUGCACAGAGUGCACACCCAUUGGCUCGCUGCUGCCUUCGGCAACCACCACGACAACGCAACCAACGACCAACACCACCGCUCACAACACCACCGCCAGCGUGAACGGCACGACCACCUCCCCCGCGACUACCAUGCUGCGUGUCAACGUGUGCGGGGCCAAUGCCGUGUGCGCACCACCGGGCUGGAACACAUCGUUGCCCUUCAACGUGAGCGAGCACAUCAGCGGGUACCCAUCAUCGCCAUCCUCCCCGUCGUCGUCGUCAUCAUCGCCUGCGUUUGAGUGCCAGUGCGCGCCCGACUACGCUGCACCCGUACAUGCCAGUGCCGGCUGUGAGCCGCAGUGCACCACGCACGGAUGCGUGCACGGCACAUGCGUCGCUCCAGACACGUGCGCGUGCGAUGAGGGCUGGGAAGGCGCAAACUGCACGACGUGCGUGCAAGGUGCGCAUGACGAGUGCCACGAGGACGCCGUGUGCUAUGACGCCAACGGCGACCUUGGGUGCCGAUGCAAGGACGGAUAUGCAGGCAACGGCCGCACCGCGUGCUUUCCCGUGUGUGUGCCGGCGUGCUCCGACUUUGGCACAUGCGUUGCACCCAACCAAUGCGAGUGCCAGACGGGCUUCACGGGUCUUGUGUGCGACAAGUGCAAUGCAUCGCAAGCGCAGACGGUGCACGGGUGUGACGAGCACGCCACCUGCCGUGUUGACCUGGACCCGCUCACGCUCGUGUGGACGCAGUCGUGCGAGUGCAACCGCGGCUACCACGGGUCUGGCAAGGUGUGCGAUGCCACCUGCGCCGCGUGCGAGUUUGGGCAGUGCACAGAGCCCGAAGUGUGCACAUGCGCGCCCUUUGCCAGCGGGGCGGCGUGUGACGCGUGUGCAAAUGCCACCAUGUGCAGCAGCGUGGCCUUUUGCGCCAAGUCUCUACCGGAUCUCACCGCCAUCCUCACCAACGGCAGCAGCAGCAGCAACAGCACUGCUCCGGGUGGCGGUGGUGGGUCGGCUGCGCUCAUCCCUCAUCGACGCCACAUUCCGCUUGAAGGCGAAACCACACGUUACGUGGUGGCUGUGGAGCAGGGAACAAGGGCGCCGUCGUCAGCAGAGACGGCAGCAUCCGUCAUGAUCAACACCACCUUUAUCGAGCACUCGCAUGAGUUUUGCGCGUGUCCGCCUGGGUUUGAAGGCGACGGGCUGACAUGCACGCCCGUGUGCUCGCAGGGGUGUGUCAAUGGCCAGUGUUCGUAUGCUGCUCGCGUUGAUGGCACCUUUGGCAACUGCACGUGCGCUGUGGGCUUUGUGGGAGACGACUGCAGCGUGUGUGUACCUGGAGUGGCGGAGUGUGCUGCCAACGCCACAUGCAAGGCCUCCACCAACGGGCACAUGAUGUGCCAAUGCGAUGAUGGGUUCGCAGGGGACGGCAACGUGGCCUGUGCCCCGGUGUGUACACAGGGGUGUGUGCACGGCACCUGUGUUGCGCCCAACACGUGCGCGUGUCAGGUUGGCUUUGCAGGCAACAACUGCACCAUGUGCGACAUGACCGCUGCGGACUAUCCGUGUGCACCCGAGGCCCUGUGCACAAUGGAGCCAGCACCCAGCACGGCAACAGGGUUUGCACCACGCUGCACUUGCCCUCCUGGCUAUGCCGGUGACGGCAGCGUGUGCGAGCCCGUGUGCUCUGCAUGCAUGUUUGGCACGUGCACCGCCCCUGAGACGUGCACCUGCGAUGAAGGGUUUGUGGGUGAUGCUUGCGCAUUCUGCGAUCCACAACACCCGCCGUGUGGCCUGCACGCGUCCUGCGUUCCAGUGCACAACAACAACAACAGCAGCAGCAACAACAGCAACAACAACAACCACAACAACAACAACAACAGCAGCAGCAGCACUACCACCACCGCCACUGCCACCAUCAGUAAUGCAACUGCAAUGACCAACAGCAGCAGCACCACAAACAGCACGAUGCGUGGCGUGUGCCAGUGUGAUGACGGCUACGCUGGCGACGCGCUUCUGGGCUGUGCACCCGUCUGCGCACACGCGUGCCAGAACGGCAACUGCACGGCACCUGACACUUGCACCUGUAACCCCGGCUUUAUGGGUCCCUUGUGCGAGCAGUGCGUGCCUGAUGAUCACAGAUGCACAGCGCACGCAUCGUGCGUGUUUCUCAAUGCCACCACAACUACCACCACCAGCAGCACCACCAGCAGCAGCACCAGCAGCGAAAAGAGUGCAGGGUUCUACUGCAUAUGUGAUGAAGGGUAUGUGAGGCGCGGAAGUGCUUGCGAGCCAGUGUGCCUGCAGGGAUGCGUGCACGGCUCGUGCAUUGCGCCCGGCAUGUGUGCGUGCGAUGACGGAUGGCUUAACGUGGAUGCUGCAAACUGCACAGAAUGCAACCCCGACGGCGCCAGCAGCAGCAGCAGCAGCAGCAGCAGCAACGACAAUGGUGCAACUUCCGUGUGCACGGAGCACGCCACGUGCAAUGCCGCGUCGCGGGCGUGCGAGUGCGAUGUCGGUUACGCACCGCAAGGGCAGGUUGCUGGCGGCUAUGGCUCGUGCAGCCCCGUGUGUGCGCCUGCGUGUGUUCACGGCACGUGUGUGGCACCGAACGCGUGCAACUGCCAGGACGACUGGGGCGGCCCCACGUGCGAGGCAUGUCCACCCAACACCAUCUGCAGUGCUCGCGGGUCCGUGUGCGACAAGCUCAGCGACGCACAGGUGCUGGCGUUCUCCAGCAAGUACCCUGGCUUCCGCUUUGUGUUUGAGACCAACACGACCGCAGAUCUGCUGCGGCAGUAUCAGUGCACGUGUGCACACGGGUGGGCGGGCGACGGCGCCACAUGCCAGCCCGUGUGCGAUGAGCCCUGUGUGCACGGCGAGUGCACGGGGCACAACACAUGCACGUGUGACACAUCGGAGAACAGCGGUAACCCUGCAUGGGCUGGCCCGCUCUGCACGGAUUGCAUCGCCAUCGAGCAUGGCUGUCACCCCAAUGCCACCUGCGCCUCGUCAUCGUCAUCCUCCUCGGGAGAUGUGACGUGCCAGUGCAAGCCUGGGUUUGAGGGCGACGGAAGAACAUGUUCCCCCGUGUGUGAGGACGGGUGUGUGCACGGCACAUGCGUCGCCCCAAACACGUGCGUGUGCGACGCUUCCACUUUUGACGACAGCGACAGCGGCGUUCCUGCUUGGGCUGGGGCUGAUUGCUCCAUCUGCCUGCCAGAACAGCACGGAUGCCACCCCAACGCGUCGUGCACGGCCAAGACCGCCCCGCUUGGCGCCGACCCACCAAUCGCGUGUGUGUGCAACGACGGCUAUGAGGGAGACGGCAUGGCGUGCGCGCCCAUCUGCACGGACCCCUGUGUGAACGGUACGUGCACGGCGCCGGACGUGUGCUCGUGUCACCUCGGGUUCACUGGCGAAAACUGCGACGUGAACUGCAUGUGCAGCUUCUCCAGCUCCUGCGAGGACCAGGGCCCUGGCGUGUGCGACGCGUGCCAGCUGCACACCACGGGAACCUUUUGCGAGCGGUGUGAGGAAGGCUUCUACGGUGACCCUGGCAGUGGGGUGCCGUGCCAGCCGUGCCCGUGCAACGGACAUGGCACGUGCCACCACCGCACAGGCGAGUGCACCUGCGAUGAGACCACGCAGGGCACGCACUGCAAUUCGUGUGCGUCGGGAUACCACGGCAACCCAAGCAAUGGCGGGCCCUGCUACCGCUAUUGCACACAGGACGUGAACCGCAUUGUGCUGACGGCGGGCGAGGGCUGGAUCUCGUCUGGGCCUUCAACGUCGUGCUCUUACAGCAGCAGCAAGCGCUGCCACGCCCUGGAGCGCGCGUGCGUGUUUGUGAUUGCGGCCAACGACAGCACAAGUUCCAUUCGCCUGGAGACGGAGGAGCUUGAGGUGGAGUGUGUCUACGACUCGCUGCGUGUGCUUGAAGGUGCAUCGCAGUUCUCGCCCGAGAUUGCAGUGCUGACGGGCUUCACGCCUCCGCCGCCCAUUGUCUCGCGUGGCGCUGUCACGCUGCAGUGGUUCUCUGACUUCACGUGGGCUGAGAAGGGCUUCAAGAUGCACUACGUGAUUGAGCGCUGCCCGUUCAUGUGCAACGGUCGCGGGACGUGCGAUGAGGCCACGGGCGUUUGCCACUGCAGCGCAGGGUGGCAGGGCGAGGCGUGCGACGUUGAGGUGUGCCCCAAUAACUGCAGCGUUGCUCUUGGCCAGGGCGUGUGCGUGGAAGACGACACGGGCGGUGAUGGUGCUGGUGGCGGCGGCGGGUACAAGCGGUGCGUUUGCAUGCACGGCUUCACGGGCCGCGACUGCGGUGACCCGCCCCACCACGGUGGGUGGAACGAGUACUUGGAGCGCAUGCCAGAGCCGCUUGCCGGCGCUUCUGCGGUGUAUGAUCCCGUGACCAGCGCCGUGCUGCUGUUUGGCGGACGACCUCCACAGGUCAUCCGCGACCCCGCGCUCAGCAACGCCCUUGUGGCGUUUGACGUGUCCACACGCACCUUCACCACCAUUCAUGGCAGCACGGAAGGCGAUGGCAGUGCCGCUGGUGCUGCCGACAACAGUGGUGAUGCAAGCAGUUCAGACGGCGACGGCCUUCGUGGCGGCGUACCCACCGCACGCUACGGCCACACCGCUGUGCUGAGCGUUGAGCGACGGCAGAUGUUCGUGUUUGGUGGGAGGCUGCAGAGCACACGCGUGUCCAACAGCUUGUUCGUGUACGAUGUGGAUGCAGACGUAUGGGAGCACGUGAAACCGCUUGGAGAUGAGCUGGAGCCGCGAUUUGCACACACAGCAACGCUGGUGGACGGCCGCAUGUAUGUGAUUGGCGGCGUGAGCAACGAUGAUGGCCUUGUCUUCAGGGCACAAGUGUUUGACCUGGACACCCUCAACGUUGAGACGCUGCCGCCAUCUGGUGCGCACCCUGCUGGUUUGCUCGGGGCGACUGCCGUGUUCUCGCCUGCCGCCAACCGCAUUCUCCUCGUUGGCGGCGUUGGCCUUGAGCGCCAGAUCAACGGCAUCUACAACAGCAGGAAGCGAUUCGCCUACCGCGCGGUGCGACUUCAAGAUGACGUGUAUGCCUUUGACGUGCGGAAUGCGACGUGGGCGAGUGUCGCGCCGUUGCCGCGUGCCCGCGCGUUCCACGCGUCGUUUCUUCUUGACCGUUUCCUGGUGACUUUUGCCGGCAACAGUUUCCAGCACGGGUCUGGUGGCGACUGUCCAGACUCGAGUGUGUACGUGUACGACACGCAGUGCGACGAGUGGCUCUCUGCUGACAGUGCGCUCGUGCAGCUUUUCAGCCAGGAGGAAGUGCCGUUUGGUCGCUCUUUUGCUGCCACCGCACACAUCAUUCACGGCGACACACACAUGCACGACGCUGCUGCCCCCUCCCUGGCGACGAACGGCAGCAGCAGUACAAGUGGCGGUGGCCGCGCCGGCGGCACAAGUGGCGGUGAUGCGAGUGGUGCCGAUGGUGUGGUGCUCACGCAGCCACCGGAAUCUGCUUGGAUGUUUGGCGGCUUUGGACGCACCAUGCUGGAUGACGUGUAUGAGAUUCGAUUGCCCAACUGCAGCGCCGCGCACGCCAAUGCAACGCAGUGCACGCAAACCUCCGGCUGUGUGUGGUGUGGCGAUGAUGAUGGUGGUGGCGGCAGCUGCGUGCUUGGGGUUGGAGCCACGGCCGAGGACACAUGCGCACGUGAGAGCACGUGUGCGGCACCCCCGUCCUGCUCCACAAUUCGCACAUGCGGCCAGUGCGCCUCCCGCGACGACUGCUACUGGGUGAUCACAACAACAGGACAAUUUGCUGGCCUUGCUGGCACAUGCCACAGCGCUGCCGGCACGGCAGCCACCGGCAUUCAGGCGAAUUACUGUGACCAAUGCGGAAUCCGCUCAUCCUGCAAGGCUUGCACAGACCCAGAAUUCUUGUACGAGUGCGGCUGGUUUGAACAGUCCACCUUCAACGAGCACUUCUGCUUUGACAAGGAAUCGCCUAUCAACGCCAUCCCAGAUACAAUUGAGGAGCAGGCUGGUUGCCCGGCUGCUUGCAGUUCACUGCAGUCGUGCGACGCGUGCGAGCAGGCUGUGGGCUGCCAGUGGUGCGGGUCGUCGCAGGUGUGCCAGGAAACCAACCUCUUCCCCGAUCUCAACGCCGUCGGCGAAUGCGCGAAUGACGAUGUUCAGGCUGGCAACGACGUGUGCCCACGCGAGUGCUCGUCGUACUCCACCUGCUCGUCCUGCCUCCAGAACAGCCGGUGCGGCUGGUGCGUGGAUCCUGUGUCCGGUGAAGGCGCGUGCGCAGCUGGCGGGGCGGUUGGCCCCUACGACACGACAUCCAUGUGUUUUGGGCUUGUGGACCAGCAGUCCGUGUCCAUGGCCGUCGCAAGCUGGUGGUACUUCAGCUGUCCCGACAGGAACGAGUGCGAGCAAACACCGCAGCCGUGCGACGCCAACGCAACGUGCACCAAUAUUGUGGCGCCACGAUUCCCUGGCAGUGAUGACAAGAGCUACGAGUGUGUGUGCAACGAUGGUUUUGAGGGUGAUGGCAGCGUGUGCACGCCCGUUUGUGACACCUUUGGCUGUUCUCCUCAACACGGCACCUGCGUCGCACCAGACGUGUGCCAGUGCGACACCGGUUUUACAGGUGUGAACUGUACACAGCUGUGCCCAUGCAACAAGCACAGCUCGUGUGACAGCGGUGGCUGCGACAUGUGCGAGCACAACACGGAGGGCACCAUGUGUGAGCGCUGUGCACCUGGCUUCUUUGGCGAUGCCACGGCAGGCACCCCGACAGACUGCAAGCCCUGCAUGGACGUGUGCAAUGGCCACAGCACGGAGUGUUUUUCGUCCAUGGACGCCGCCAACGGUGCAGCGGUGUGCAAGCGGUGUGACCCAGAGAGUCACACGACGGGCCAGUUCUGUGACGAGUGCAUGGAUGGCUACUACCGGGACCCAGACGCGUUUACCAACAGCCAGCAAGUGCUCUGCCUUCCGUGUGAAUGUAACGGGCGCGGCGAUGCGUGCAACCCGCUCACGGGAACAGACUGCCAGUGCUUCAGCGACAUGCACGCGAUCACGCGAAACCCCGAGCACCAGUGCGGGUCGUGCGAGCCGGGCUACGUGGCAACAGGCCUCGGCGCUGGACUUGUGGACCUGCGCCCCGGUGAUGCGUGUCACCGCGCCAUCAACCUGACAGCAGUCACGUCCACGUCAUCUGGUGGCGAGCACGUGGGGCGCAUUGAACUGCAGCCGAACAGGGCCCCGUAUCGCGUUGCGCUGCUGCCUGUUGGCCGCGGUGCGUACCGGCCCUUCCGCAACGCCAUGGUGGAGUUUACGGAACUGGAGGGGGAGGUGGUGGUUGACGUGAUGAGUGAGGGCGCAGCGGGUGCCCAAUCGUGUGCCGACAGCACAUGUCGCCGGUUCCUGUGCUCGGAAUUCUCGGGCUCGUGCACGCAGCUCACGCUCACGCCCGACACACCUGCCACGGCUUCCGGCAAUGGUGGCGUUGAUAAUGACGACGAUGAUGUUGCUGGUGUUGCCGAUGAUGAUGGCACGGUGAUGAGGAGAAGUGCAAGGAGUAGCACUGACGCUGAUGCCAAUGCCGUUGUUGGUGGUGGUGGUGGCAGCGCGGACGUGAACGUGGAUGCGGUUCUGCUGUCGCCAACAGUGCCGCCAUCAUCGUCGUCGUCGUCGUCGUCGUCGUCAUCAUCAUCGCCAUCCAACCUGCGGGUCACGCUCGACUGCUCCGCCUUCAACUUCCUGCAAGAUGUCGUGUUUGUGACUGUGCGAGCGGCGCGGACACGCGAGAGUGCAGCGGUGGCGUUCACCAUUGGAUAUACGCCUGCGAAUGAGGACGAGGACGGGCUGCAGUGCGCAGCGUGCCUCGACUGCCCAGUGCCGUGUGUGCCCGGGUACUUCCUCGACCCCGACACGCCCGAGCGGUUCAGGUGCCGCGCGUGCGAGUGCAACGGCCACGGCGACCGGUGCAACGUGCUGACUGGCGAUUCGUGCGGAUUGGCGGCGGAAGGGUGCGACGUGGUUACGGGGGAAGACUGCAGGUGUGCGCACAACACCGUCUCGCUACAGGUGCGGGCAAACAUGCUGCCGUACGAGUACCAGUGCAACCGUUGCCGGGAUUUGAUCCAGACGUCAUCUGGCAUGGUUGUUCUCUCCGGAACGCCGGAGAACGGCAAGCAGUGCUAUCGGCAGAUUGUGCAGCAGGCCGUGCAGUCGCCGAGCUUGCAGGCAGGCGAGUCGCAAUUCUUCGUGUUCACACCAGGCAUUUUUACCAACGUGGACCUCCGCGUGACCAUUGACGUGUGGCAGGGGACGGUGGCUGCGGUUGUUGCCACAGACAACGGCACGGUCGUGGACUUGCUUGGCGAUGGCGAGAACACGGAGAACACGGACGCCAACGCCACCCUGGCCACGCCCGCUGCAAGCUCAUCCAGCAGCAGCAAUGGCAAUGCCGGCAGUGGCGGUAGUGGCAGCAGCACCGGUGGUCGUGGCAUGCUGGAGCCGCUGCAGCUGGCGGAAGGGUUUGUUGUGCCGAGCAACGCGACGGUGCGGCGAGACGUGAUUGAGGCGGAACGCGCGUACAUGCGCUUCAGCCACCGGCAGUUCAACUUCUCCACGACGGUGUUCUACUUGACGGUGGUCAACUUGGGCCCGGAGCCAGCGCAGCUGCGGGUGUUUUCCAGCCAGCCCGUAGUCUCCAUCGAUCUCGUGGUGUUCUUCACCGUCUUCUUCUGCGUGUUCUUCUUGAUUGGCGCCAUGGUGGUGGGCGCGUACAAGCUCAACAGCCUGUAUCACGUGCGCCAGUCUGCGCGCGAGGAGGUGCUGGCCAUGGAAACGCUUGCCCGCCGCCCCUUUGCCACCGCAACCUUGAUGCUGCGACGCGAUGCGCAGGGGAAACAGCACGCACGAGCAAAGCCGGCCCGGUGGAUGUCACCCCUAUCCUCGUCCUCAUCAUCGUCGUCGUCGCUGAAGCCGCGCGGCGUCCUGACAUCGUCAUCGGGGUCACCCGCGUCAGCACCGGGUGCUGCUUCGAAACACACACCGUCGUCGUCGUCAUCAUCGUCCGUGCCUGCAGGCAAGCGGGGCGAGGAGCCCGUACCUGUGGCUGUGCAGCCGCUGGCUGCACCCCGCAAGCACGAGGCAAUUGCAACAUAUGUGAUUGAGCUGCCAGGUGGGCGUGGCGAUGGCCUGCCCACACUCUCGCUCGGUAUUGCGCAUAUGACGACGCAGAAGCAGGGGCAUCUGCGGAAGAGGCGGCGGCGACACAAAGGAAAGCGCGGGAUCGCUGUGAAUCCAAUGCCCAUUGACAACACACACGUCUGA